UGAGUCUUGAAGUUUUGGCAGGCAUACUCCCACUAAAAGAUCGAUUCAAUUUGUUAUCACUCCGGUUCCUCAUCAGGUGUGAGGUCAUGAACCCAUUGGUGACCGCAAAUUUUGAAAGGCUUCUUGAGCAAAAUCUUCAAACCAGAUUUAUGUCUAUAUACCAUGUCUUCAUGUCCAUGCAGGUUAAUCCUUCUUCAUAUUCUCCAACUCGUGUUUACAUCCCAGACUACGACAACUCUUCUGUCCAGUUUGAUUUGUCUAUGCAGCAAGAAAUUCGUGGAAUCCCUGAUUCACAUCGUCCACUUCUGAUUCCAAGAAUUUUCGAUGCUAAAUAUAGACACGUCGAUGCUGACAAAAUGUACUUUACAGAUGGGUCGCUUAUAGAGGAAUCAACGGGAUUUGGAGUUUUUAACGAAAUAGCUACUGCCUCAUAUAACCUCCAUCCACCAUGCUCGGUAUACAUCGCAGAAUUAGGAGCCAUUUACUGGGCGUUGGACAGCGUCGUUUCAAGGCCAGUAGGACACUACUAUAUUAUAACGGACAGCCUCAGUUCUGUUGAAGCAAUCCGUUCAAUAAGACCAGGAAAGCACUCACCGUAUUUCCUCGGGAAGAUACGGGAAACUCUGAGUGCUUUAUCAAGACGUUGCUUUGCCAUCACCUUCGUUUGGGUCCCCUCACAUUGCUCGAUAUUGGGUAAUGAGAGGGCGGACUCUCUGGCAAAGGUGGGGGCGAUGGAAGGCGACACAUAUCACCGUGAAAUCGUCUUCAACGAAUUUUACUUCAUAGUUCGAAGGAACUCUCUUGUCAACUGGCAGCGCAAAUGGGACGAGGAUGAGUUGGGUCGAUGGCUCCACUCGAUUAUCCCAAAGCAAUUUGUGUAGUUGCGGCCAAGGUUACCAUGACAUCGAGCAUAUUGUUUGGUCGUGCGAGGUCCAUCUUGUCGCUAGAACGAAUUUGAUAGACUCCCUUCGGGCCCGAGGAAAACCACCCUAUGUUCCAGUGAGAGAUGUGCUGGGUGUGAGAGACUUGGACUACAUGUUCGAAAUAUAUCUUUUCCUAAAAGCUAUUGAU
Messenger RNA from Uranotaenia lowii, 1071 nucleotides. RefSeq lists its product as uncharacterized. The transcript is spliced from 2 exons. Lineage: Eukaryota; Metazoa; Arthropoda; Insecta; Diptera; Culicidae. The record is from RefSeq and is a predicted model, not a curated record. Gene Ontology annotation, molecular function: RNA-DNA hybrid ribonuclease activity; nucleic acid binding. Bases 87 to 881 code for a protein of 264 amino acids.